CUAAAAACUAUAAACCGUUACAUUGCUUUCAUUUUCCCCUCACAUCGAGGCAGGAGCAUUCAAACCCAGGAUGCAGAUGAAACUCCUACUAAUGGCACUGUGUGCAGUGGUGUCCUCUUUCAAACAACCACUGGGCGGCAUCUGGGAGGAGUGGAAAACCCAACACGGCAAACAGUAUUCCAAGGUGGAUGAGGGCUUCAGAAGGAUGAUCUGGGAGACAAACCAAGGCCUCAUCCGUCAACACAACCUGGAGGCAGAAAUAGGAAAGCACACUUUCACCCUGGGAAUGAACCAGUUUGGAGACAUGACGAAUAAAGAGUACAAUGCCUUGUUGACUGUUAAUGCUGCUGAGGAGGAGAAACUCCUGGAUGGGAUCCCCCUCUCUAAGUGGAACUGCAGUCUCUCAGCAGCUCCUGAGACGUGGGACUGGCGUCCAUAUGGAUAUGUGACUCCAGUGAAGAACCAGGGGUCUUGUGGAUCUUGCUAUGCAUUUGCUGCAGUCGGAGCCCUGGAGGGCCAGUUGUUCAAGCAGACAGGCAAACUGUUGCCUCUGAGUGAGCAGAACCUGGUGGACUGCAGCGGAGACUAUCACAAUAAUGGCUGUGGAGGUGGCUUGGCCAUGAGGUGUUUUAGUUACGUCUCAGAUCAUGGGAUUAUGUCGGAGAGGAAAUAUCCUUACACUGCAGAGGUGGGCCCUUGUGAAUACCAGAACGCAACAAAGGAAGCCUGGUGCAAAGGCUUCAACAGAGUUCCUUCGCUGGAUGAAAAAGUGUUUCGAGACACUUUGUAUGAGGUUGGCCCUAUCGCUGUGUCUGUGAACGCCACACAUCCCUCCUUCAAGUUCUACAAAGAUGGAGUCCUCUACCAGCCUGACUGUUCAACAAGAACUAACCAUGCUGUACUGGCUGUCGGGUAUGGUAGUUCUUACCUGGACUACUGGAUUGUGAAAAACAGCUGGGGUACUGGUUGGGGAAGAGACGGGUACAUUCUCAUGGCCAGAGGAUACAACCAGUGUGGUAUUGCCAGACGACCAGUCUACCCUAUUAUGUGAUUUGUGCAUGUUGACACACUUGGAAUCCUAGAUAGAAAUACAGUGCAUUCAGAAAAAAUUCAGACCCCUUGACUUCUUCAACAUCUUGUCACGUUACAGACUUAUUCUAAAAUGUAUUAAAUAUUUUUGUUUUCUCACCAAUCUACACAUAAUACCCGGAAAUUACAAAGUGUUAACAGG
Molecule: messenger RNA, 1231 nt
Organism: Salvelinus fontinalis (brook trout)
Lineage: Eukaryota; Metazoa; Chordata; Actinopteri; Salmoniformes; Salmonidae
Product: procathepsin L-like
Exons: 8
Coding region: 71-1051 (326 amino acids)
Biological process (GO): immune response
Cellular component (GO): lysosome
Molecular function (GO): cysteine-type endopeptidase activity
Source: RefSeq, a predicted model, not a curated record